Messenger RNA from Pungitius pungitius (ninespine stickleback), 1932 nucleotides. RefSeq names its product fetuin-B-like. The record is from RefSeq and is a predicted model, not a curated record. Gene Ontology annotation, molecular function: cysteine-type endopeptidase inhibitor activity. The transcript is spliced from 7 exons. Lineage: Eukaryota; Metazoa; Chordata; Actinopteri; Perciformes; Gasterosteidae. Gene Ontology annotation, biological process: negative regulation of endopeptidase activity. Gene Ontology annotation, cellular component: extracellular region. The coding region runs from base 100 to 1524 and encodes 474 amino acids.
AAUAGCAGGAUAUAAAACGUCAACACAUCCCUCUGUGAGUAACUCUUCCGCCGGCUCGUGCGUGAUUUGAAAACACACCCGUUGUUGUGGGCCUUCACCAUGAAGCACUGCAUGCUGCUGCCUCUGUUGUUGGCGCUGGGAUGCAUGUACGUCCGCGCCGCACCGAUGGCACAUGAAGGCGUUGAGGAGGGGUCAUGUGAAGACGCGUCGGCAAUAGGAGCUGCAGGACUCGCUAUCACCAAGAUCAACCAGGACCGGGUGGAGGGCUACGUCUUCGGCCUGCACCGUCUGUCCAAUGUGCACGUGAAAAGACACGGACAGAGCGGCACGGUUUUCUACCUGACUCUGGAUGUUGUGGAGACCAACUGCAGCGUUCUCAGCAAGAAGGACUGGAAGGCCUGCGAGGCUCGUCCCACCCAUGACACACCGGUAUAUGGACAGUGCAAAGCUGCCAUCUACAUCAGUAAGGUGCACAGAGUGGUGCGUCUUUAUAAGUACGACUGUGUUAUCAGACCAGUUCCUGCAGGCAGGGUACCAAUGUGUGCCGGCUGUGCGUCUCCUUUGGGCCUGGAACACGCUGAGGUUCAGAAAGCAGUGACUCUCUCGCUGGACAAGUUCAACCGUCAGAGCGAGUUGCCCAAUCGUUUCUCUCUCCUCAAAGUCCAGCGUGCUCGAGGCGGGGUCGCCACUGGGAUGUACUACAUUGUAGAGUACACCAUCCAGGAGACCAACUGCACCAAAAGCGCAGCAGCAACUGAUGACUGCCCCCACAUAGAGUGGGAAUCUGCUCACAAGGGCUUCUGCAAGGCAUCCAUCUACCACAGUCUCACUGGUGAGGCUGGUGAAUCAGAUGUACAUUGUGACAUCUAUGAGCCUGAGGCCGCUGAACCAAAGAAGAAACAUCAUACCUUGGGCGGAGCGAUCGGCCACAGAGACACACACGCUCACAGCCACGACCAUGACGGAGCACACGCACACGACCACGACCACGACCAUCAAGGAGCACGCGCAGACGCACACGACCACGACCACGCCAAGAGCCACACACAUCACAGCACCACCCAGAAGCACGCUGGAGACAGCGGUCACCACCACACACACGACCACGAGGUGGGAAGCGGCCACGGGCACGCUCACAACCACUCCCACGAGCACGGGCCUGGCCAUGAUCACGUGCACUUUCAUCAUGGCAAGGCCCACAACCACAGCCACGGGCCGCCCCACCGUUACAAUCGCCGCUUAUAUACGACGAGAGCCCACGACCACCCAAUAGGCGCGGUGAGAAUUUUGCCCGACAUGGACCAGCCCAUGACCCUGCCUUCUUUCCCUGACACCCCCGUGGGUGGGCCUGCAGUGGGAGUCACCCUGCCCCUCAAGCCAGACCCCCAGGUGCCCGGACAGACGGAACCCACCAUCAGGCCCUUCCCCAAGGCGAUCUCAGCUAGUUGCGUCCCGGCGCCGAGGGGAGACAGCCUGGUGGAGAAAGUCUUCGCUGAGGACCCUAUGUUCAAACCCGCUGCAUGAGGUGGUCCAUUGAAAUUCACUUAGAAAGAAUGGAUGUUUAAACAUAUAAGAACAUAAAAAAGGGCAAGCAGGAGAAUAUAUGCAGUAACAGUUUUGCCUCAGACACAGUGAUGGACCAUGUUACGCAACUGCUUAUUUUGGUUAUUCUUUGCGGAUGGUCAAAUAUGAACUCUGUUUAUUUCAACCUUCUGUUGGUCAUACAUUCAGGAAGAAGACAAAAUUCCAUAAAUUGCUCAUUGUUUCUACCAUCUCUACAGAAACAACUGUAAACUGUAAAAAUGUACCAAUAAAAGGCAACGUUCAAUUCUGGAGACAAACAUGAAUGUUUUCUGUGUUUGUAUGUUUUUUCUGCUUAGUUGCACCAAAACAAAUAAAUGACACCACACAUUCGUGUGUUGAUUCAAUGCA